This is a messenger RNA of Manis pentadactyla (Chinese pangolin), 1462 nucleotides long. RefSeq names its product ubiquinol-cytochrome-c reductase complex assembly factor 1. The transcript has 10 exons. NCBI's taxonomy places the organism in Eukaryota, Metazoa, Chordata, Mammalia, Pholidota, Manidae. The record is from RefSeq and is a predicted model, not a curated record. Gene Ontology annotation, biological process: mitochondrial respiratory chain complex III assembly. Gene Ontology annotation, cellular component: mitochondrion. Bases 124 to 1023 code for a protein of 299 amino acids.
GCCUGUGUGCGCCUGCGCAGCCGUUGCCGGGCACCCGCCAGCGAUAGCACAAUCUCGCGCAGGGCUGGCGGCCGCCUGGGCUCCGGAAGCCCACACUUCACCCGGAAAUGGUUGUUGAAGAACAUGGCGUUGCUGGUGCGAGCCCUUAGGAACCGGAUGAGCAUCCCCCAGUGGGUUCCAGUAUGCAACCAAUUGGUACCUGUGUCUCCUACAAAGGGACAGUGGGGCAGGGCUCUGUCUGGUAUUUGCCUGUUGCCCCAGGUGAGCCAAUCACUAGCAUGUGGUGGAUCAGAACAGAUUCCUGGACUAGAUAUACAGCUGAGUAGGAAGUAUCACACCACAGAUAAGCCUCUGACUACCAAGGAUUUCCCACCGCCUGUUGAAGAGAAGGUUGGUGCCUUCACGAAGAUAAUAGAAGCUAUGGGAUUCACUGGACCUCUGAAAUAUAGUAAAUGGAAGAUUAAGAUUGCAGCCCUGCGCAUGUAUACUAACUGUGUGGAGAAAACUGACUUCGAGGAAUUCUUUCUAAGGUGUCAGAUGCCUGAUACAUUCAAUUCAUGGUUUCUUGUAACUCUGCUUCAUGUCUGGAUGUGUCUAGUCCGAAUGAAGCAGGAAGGCCGGAGCGGGAAGUACAUGUGCCGUGUCAUAGUUCAUUUUAUGUGGGAGGAUGUUGAGCAGCGUGGCAGAGUCAUGGGGGUUAACUCCUAUAUCCUGAAGAAGAACAUGAUGUUUAUGACAAAUAAUUUCUAUGCAGCUAUCUUGGGAUAUGAUGAGGGGAUCCUUUCAGAUGAUCAUGGUCUGGCUGCUGCCCUCUGGAGAACCUUCUUCAACCAUGAGUGUGAAGACCCUCGACAGCUUGAGUUGUUGGUGGAGUAUGUGAGGAAACAGAUGCAGUACCUGGACUCCAUGAAUGGUGAAGAUCUGCUUCUGACAGGGGAGGUGAGCUGGCGCCCUCUAGUGGAGAAGAAUCCUCAGAGCGUCCUGAAGCCCCAUUCCCCAACUUACAACGACGAGGGUCUUUGAUGGGCUGGGCCUUCUGAACAGCUGGCCAGCUGGCUUUGAGGAAUUGCCAGGAGAGAGGUGCCUGUUUGGCCCAGGACCCUGCAGAAAGUGGCCUGAACUGACCUUUGAACAGCUUCUGUCAAAUACUUGGCCCCAUUGUGUUGAUUUUCCUCUUAGUAUGUGCAGGAGUCUGAUAUGGUGGGGUACGGUCCUUGUAUCUUUGGAGGUAAUGUCUCCCUCAAGAGAAGCCCUGAGCAGGAUCUCCCCAGCUUGUACUCCCCAAGUUCCCUCCAGCGACCAUAUGAUUGACAGAGUUUCCCAAAGGCCACAAGAGGGAUGGGGGUAGGUUAGAAAGGGGACACCCCCACCAAGGGCUGCUGAGUUAGGAGGAGUGACCAUGCUCUGUCCUCUGGGUUUGAGCUGUGGGGUUGAGUUAGGCAUUAAAAGAAAUAGAGAUUUA